GAGUCUCAUUGAUCUUGUUAGUUUGUAAGAGUAUCAGUUGUUUGUUUUUGUCAUGUUUUUGUUGAUUAAUUAAUUACAAUUAAUAUUUUGUUGUUCCUCAUUAUAGCCUCAUCUGGACCGUAAAAGUUGUACCUUUGGUUGAACCUAAAGUUGUUUUCUUUGAUUGUGUUUUAAAUUGUCUUUUCUUUUUUUGCUUGUUUUCAUUUCUACUUGUGUAUAAAAGAGCUAUGCCUUUAUUUGGAAAAAGCCAUAAGAAUCCAUUUGAUUUAAUUAAAUCACUUCAAGAAGCUUUAAUUGCCGUUGAGAAAGGUGAUAAAAAGGCUGAAAAAGCUACUGAAGAUGUGAGUAAAAAUUUGGUCGCCAUGAAAAAUUUACUCUACGGAAGCGGUGAUAAUGAGCCUCAAACUGACAUCGCAGUGGCUCAAUUGGCCCAAGAGUUAUACAACUCAAAUCUAUUGUUGAUGUUGAUCAACAAUCUGUCAAGGAUUGAAUUUGAAGCUAAAAAAGAUGUCGCCCAAAUCUUCAACAAUAUACUUCGACGGCAAAUAGGUACAAGAUGUCCCACCGUCGAGUAUAUUUGUACCAAACCAGAAAUAUUAUACACUCUCAUGAAAGGAUACGAGAAACAUGAUAUUGCCCUGAAUUGUGGUUCCAUGUUACGAGAAUGUGCUCGAUAUGAAGCUCUGGCCAAGAUUAUGCUUUAUUCACCCGAUUUUUACAAUUUCUUCUCAUAUGUUGAAGUUUCCACCUUCGAUAUUGCCUCUGACGCCUUUUCCACAUUUAAAGAGCUGUUGACACGUCACAAAAUCUUAUCAUCAGAGUUUCUUGAGGCCAAUUAUGACAGUUUCUUCAGCGAAUAUCAGAAUUUAUUAAAUUCUAGUAACUAUGUGACCAAACGUCAAUCUCUCAAGCUUUUAGGUGAAUUAUUAUUGGAUCGUCACAACUUUACCGUAAUGACAAAGUAUAUAAGUAACCAAGAAAACCUCAAGUUAAUGAUGACCAUGUUAAAAGAUAGAUCGAGGAAUAUUCAAUUUGAAGCUUUCCAUGUAUUUAAAGUGUUCGUCGCCAAUCCAAAUAAACCAAAGCCGAUUCUAGAUAUUCUACUUCGAAAUAAAGAGAAACUUGUCGAUUUUCUGACCAAAUUUCAAACCGAUAGAGCUGAUGACGAACAAUUCAACGAUGAGAAAGCCUAUUUGAUCAAACAGAUUAGAGAAUUGAAACCCUACGAGGAUACGAAUGUCUCUUCAUCGUCGAAUCAAAUUUCUCCUCAACAAUCAUCAUCAAGCUCAUCAUCUUCAAAUCAUCAACAUCCCUCAGCAUAACAAAAGGAGUGAACAGAAUCAAAUCAAACAAUCAAGAGCUCCAGAGGAUAAGUAGGAGAGAGAAAAAGAAAUGAGAAAAUCUUCUUGAUCCUAAUGAUAAUCGCGAUCAAUUUCACUUACACUUCGAAGUGAAACUUUCUCUCAUUUAAGCCUUUUUGUUUUCGAUUUACGAAUUCAAAUCCCAAACCUAAUUACGCUCCUCACAAUUAAUUAUUGUUCCUUUUUUUUGCUAUUUACCCACAGAAGAAAAAUAUCAAUUGAAAUAAUUUACGCUCGAUGAUUGGAACCAAUUGAUCAACUUGGUUAUUAUUAAAUCUCAAGGAUAUUUGUUCAUGUUUACUUACAAAACGAAAAGAAACCUUUUACUAAUUAUUAUAAUUACCAUUUAAUUGUUUCA
Molecule: messenger RNA, 1719 nt
Organism: Panonychus citri (citrus red mite)
Lineage: Eukaryota; Metazoa; Arthropoda; Arachnida; Trombidiformes; Tetranychidae
Gene: Mo25
Product: protein Mo25-like
Exons: 2
Coding region: 228-1322 (364 amino acids)
Biological process (GO): intracellular signal transduction
Molecular function (GO): protein serine/threonine kinase activator activity
Source: RefSeq, a predicted model, not a curated record